Molecule: messenger RNA, 1179 nt
Organism: Talaromyces rugulosus
Lineage: Eukaryota; Fungi; Ascomycota; Eurotiomycetes; Eurotiales; Trichocomaceae
Exons: 1
Coding region: 1-1179 (392 amino acids)
Source: RefSeq, a predicted model, not a curated record
AUGGAGCAAAAUACGUUGAAAAGACGAGGCGUUGGCUUGACUGGUGUCGACAAGCAACGAUCAUUCGGCGGCUACACACUCUUCUGUCCCUUGACUAGUGACGUAGCUCAUCUAGUAGACAUCGAUGGGAACGAAGUGCACUCGUGGAAAUUGCCCGGAAGGGUUGGUCGACACGCAAGAAUCCUGCCAAAUGGAAACCUUGCAGUAAAUACUCUUCGCCCAGCUCCAAAUCAAACAACCAAAGAUGGCGGUCCAUUUCCCUUCCCAUUUUUCAACAAGUACGGCGGAGGAAUUAUGAGCGAGCUGGAUGCGGAUAGCAAUGUGAUCCGGCAAUUUACAGAUCAUCUGGGUCACCAUGAUCAAUACCAUUUUGGAGACGGUCGUCUCUUAUAUACGAGUCUUGAGGCUUUAUCUCCGAGUGAAUCUACGCAAGUCAUUGGCGGCGUACCUGGUACCGAGAUUGAUGGCAUUGUAUAUGCAGACACGAUCAAGGAAACCGACGAAAAUGGUAAAGUGAUCUGGGAAUGGAAAGUCUCUGAAAGACUACCUCGUGACGAGUUCCCUCUUCAGCCACACUAUACCCGUGAACACUAUCCACUCAUCAAUUCGGUUCUUCCGAUGCAGGAUGGAAAACACAUCCUCGCGUCAAUGCGAUCAGUCUCCGCGGUGGUCAUCAUUGAGAAAGCCACAGGCAACAUUGUAUGGAAACUCGGUCCUGAGCUGUUGGCUCAACAGCACAAUGCGACGGAGCUUGAGAACGGCAAUAUUCUCAUUUUCGACAACGGAGCAUUCCGGAACGGAGAGUCCAUUACAUACACACGCGCGCUAGAAAUCGACCGUACGACAAAGGAAAUUGUGUGGGAGUAUCGUGACCGCUCGCAGAUGGUCAGCUUUUUCACUCCCUUUAUGGGAAGUGCCCAGAGACUUGCCAACGGUAAUUCUUUACUGUGCGAAAGCGCGUUUGGCCGUUUGUUCGAAGUGACACACGAUGGUUACAUUUGCUGGGAAUACGUCAACCCGCAUUUUGCCCCGUAUCCUGAUGAGACAACGGCAGCAAUUUUUCCCGGAGAGUCAAAUGCCUUGUUUCGGGCUUAUCGGUAUUCGUUGGAAGAGAUUCCUUGGCUUAGGGGGAAGCUAGAGAAGAAAGCGGAGAAUCUGGGGAAUACGUCGACUACAUAG